Molecule: messenger RNA, 2853 nt
Organism: Tyto alba (common barn owl)
Lineage: Eukaryota; Metazoa; Chordata; Aves; Strigiformes; Tytonidae
Gene: RACGAP1
Product: Rac GTPase activating protein 1
Exons: 17
Coding region: 64-1959 (631 amino acids)
Biological process (GO): signal transduction
Source: RefSeq, a predicted model, not a curated record
UUCAAACCGAAGUGCGGGGCGGUUGGGCUCGGCGGUUGGAGUCGGGGCCGGCGGCCCAGGAAGAUGGAGACUGCGAUGCUGAACUUACGGAGUCUGUAUGAUCAACUUAUGCGCCAGGCUGAAGUUUUAAGUGAAGGAAAUGAAUACCAGUUUAUUCAGUUAGCAAAGAACUUUGAAGAGUAUCGCAGAAAACUGCAGAAGACAGAGCAUGAGCUUGGCAGGUACAAAGAUCUUCUCAUGAAAACUGAAGCUGAACGUAGUGCUUUGGACGUGAAGCUGAAACAUGCUCGCAAUCAAGUGGACGUGGAGAUCAAACGGAGGCAAAAAGCUGAAACGGACUGUGAAAAGCUAGAGCGGCAAAUACAACUGAUUCGAGAGCUGCUCAUGUGUGAUGCCUCUGGCAGUAUUCAGCUAAGUGAAGAGCAGAAGUCUGCCCUCGCCUUUCUUAACAGGCCACAGGUUUCUAUAGGGGGUUCAGGCAACAAAAGGCUGUCUACAAUAGAUGAAUCUGGUUCAAUUCUGUCAGACAUCAGCUUUGACAAGACUGAUGAGUCACUGGACUGGGACUCCUCUGUGGUAAAAGCUGUCAGACUGAAAAGGAGAGAGAAGCGGCGGUCUUCCAGACAGUUCAUUGAAGGCCCUCCGGGUCCUCAGAAGAAAACCAGAUCAAUUGGCUCCACAGCAGACCAGGGAAAUGAAUCCAUAGUAGCAAAGACAACUCUGAUGGUCCCCAAUGAUGGUGGCCCCAUUGAAGCCAUCUCCACUAUCCAGACUGUGCCGUACGGUCUGAGAAGCCGUCGGAAGAGUGGCCCUUUGCAGCCAUGGAGCAGCGAGUCAAGCAUAGGCAGUAAGCAGCUGGAAUCCAAGUCGGAGACUGAUGGCUCUGGCACCCCGCAGCACAAUGCAGGAGUGAGGCUGCAUGAUUUUGUUUCAAAGACGGUUAUCAAGCCAGAAUCAUGCGUUCCGUGUGGAAAGAGAGUAAAAUUUGGAAAAAUCUCUCUGAAAUGCAGAGACUGCCGUGUGGUCGCUCAUCCAGAGUGUCGGGAGCGCUGCCCUCUUCCCUGCAUCCCCACCCUGACGGGCACUCCUGUCAGGAUUGGGGAGGGCACCUUGAUGGACUUUGUCCCUUCUACUCCUCCAAUGAUCCCUUCCAUCAUAGUGCACUGUGUUAAUGAGAUCGAGCAGCGAGGGCUGCAUGAGACAGGCCUUUACCGGAUAUCUGGCUGUGACAAGACAGUGAGGGAACUGAAAGAUAAGUUUCUUAGAGCAAAAAGUGUUCCUUUGCUCAGUAAAGUGGACGAUAUCCAUGCGAUCUGUGGCCUUCUCAAGGACUUUCUACGCAGCCUGAAAGAACCUCUUCUCACUUUCCGGUUAAACAAGACUUUUAUGGAAGCUGCAGAAAUCUCGGAUGAGGACAAUAGUGUCGCUGCUAUGUACCAAGCAGUUGGUGAACUUCCUCAGGCCAAUAGGGACACCCUAGCUUUCCUCAUGAUCCACCUGCAGAGGGUGGCUCAGAGCCCGGAGACUAAAAUGGACAUUACCAACUUGGCCAAAGUCUUUGGCCCCACAAUAGUUGCUCACGCGGUACCUGACCCUGACCCGAUGACACUCCUGCAAGACACUAAGCGGCAGCCCAAGGUGGUGGAGCGACUUCUGCUGCUGCCUAUGGACUACUGGAGCCAGUUGAUGAUGGUGGAGCAAGAAAACAUUGACCCAGCACAUGUAAUUGAGAACAUCAAUGCCUACUCCACUCCACAGACACCAGAUGGUAAAGUGAGCAUGCUUGGACCCCUCACUACUCCGGAACAGCAGCUCUCCAAGACGCCGUCGUCUAGCUCCCUGUCCCAGAGGGUCCGGUCUACCUUCAGCAAAACCACUCCCAAAUUUGGGAGCAAAAGCAAGUCAACAACCCAGCUUGGGCAUCAGGGCAACUUCUUUGCCUCUCCUAUGCUGAAGUGAAGUGGACCUGGGAGUUAGUGUCGUCCUGGCAUUUGCACACCAAUAUGCACGAGUACAAUAAACGCAAGUCCUCGCCGCAGCCCUUGGCAGCUUAUAUAAUAAGAUGUUUUUCCUUUUAUCUUUCAGCUUAACUGAGACUUUUAAUGGGUUUUUAUUGUGCAAUGUAUUUUUAUUAUCUAAUGCUGUGCUGAAUUUAGUAUUGGUAAAGAAAGUAACUAACAAGAUUUGUUCAAAGUGUUAAUUAAAAAUGCUAGAGGAACUCGCUGACACUUUUCAGUAGCAUCCAGUCUUCUAACCAUAUGAAGUGGAACAGUCAUACAAGGAUUGUAAGUUUGUAAUUUGAAUUUUUUUUUUUUUCUUUUUAAAAACUCCAAAGGUGGUUUUUCACACAGCAGUGACACCCCAGUGGAACUUUGCCAGAAUCCAGAAUUUCAGACAGCACCUGGGUCUAAUUCCUGGCUGGUGCUGUGGUUGUGCAGCCUGUAAUCCUGAGGAUGGCAGUGUUGCAUUUGUCUGAUGGGCAAAAGAUGCUCUGUUUAAUUAACUGCCAGAGGGACUGUGACUUCUGAAGAAACCUUUCCUGAUACUGUGUUUACAAGGGGAAGAUUUUGCAGAGGUCUGUCUGUAGCUGCAAACCCAAAGGAUUCCUGGGUAGUCUAAAUGAAUUACUAGUGCUGCUCAUACUGGUGAGGGGAAUGAGGGUAGUUUAAUAGCACCCUUGCUCUUGGGAGUCCCUGCUUUCCAAGAUUGGGAUAUGUGACCUUGCCCAGUGCUGUGUGAAAAGACUCGUGGAACACGUACAAAAGUUUAUACUGUUUUUAUGGCUGUUGUUUUUACUGAGUUCUGGAAAACUGUUCUGACCUGUGCAGUUAAGUAAAUCAUGAUUCUGUGUGA